AUGACCGAAACCAAUGUAUUCUCAACAUUUGAGGAGAUGAACUUGCAAGCUGAACUGUUGAAGGGUAUUCAUAACUCUGGUCUCCAGAGCCCAACAGACUUACAACAGCGUUCCAUUCUUCCCAUCAUCAAGGGAGGCGACUAUGUUGUACAGACACCCGUUUCCUCAGACAGGAUAGCCGUUCUAUCAAUCUCUGCGCUGCAAGUUGUGGAUCAGAGCAACAUGUCCACCCAGGUGAUCAUCCUAUCUCCUACACGCGAGUCUGCCUUGCAGACAAUGACGACUUUGACCUCAUUUGGAGCCUCCACAAAGGUUCAAGUUCUUGCUGCCAUCGACAAGCCCACGAGCAAUGAUACCAGUCGUCUCGAGGCUGGUGUGCACAUUGUCUGUGGUCUCCCCGGCCGUGUCCUCACUCUCAUCGACAGGUUCUCAAUGAAGACAGAGAAUGUCAAUAUGUUGGUUCUGAAUGAGCCAGACGAAAUGAUUCUCCAUAAAAAUUCAGAUGUUGUCUACGAGAUCUACGGUCAUUUGAAGUCAACAACCCAGGUUGUCUUGAUGCCCAAUGUGAUGAACAAAGACGUCGAUGCAAUGAUAGAGAAGUUGAUGAAAAAUCCAGUCAAGAUCUUGACUCAUAAUGCCAGGUAUCUCGAUGGCGUCGAUCAGUAUUACUCGGUGAAUGACCCAAAGACCAAGUAUAGUGUGUUGAAGGAUAUUACCGAUCACCACACUUUGUCUUUUGUGAUAGUAUACUGCAACUCUGAAGCAACUGUUGAGGAGGUAUACGCCAAGUACGGCGCCGACGGUGUUCCAACCACCUAUAUCCAUAGUGGUACCGAUCAGCAGACACGUUCAAUGAGAUUGGUUUCCUUCAAAAGUGGUCAACACCGUAUUCUCAUCACAACAGAUGUUCUUGCUGGUAGCCCAGACGUGGAGGUCGGUAAAUUGGUCAUCAACUACGAUAUGCCAGUUGAUCCAGAGACCUAUCUCCUCCGUGUUGGUAGAACAAGUCGCAUUGGUCGCACAGGAAAGGCUGUAAGUUUAACCGAGAGUGUUGCAGCCAUCCAAGCCAUCGAGGAGUAUCACUCCACCAAAAUUAUUGCACUUGAGAAUAUAGAUAUACGUAUGUAA
This is a messenger RNA of Acytostelium subglobosum LB1, 1128 nucleotides long. RefSeq lists its product as hypothetical. The coding region runs from base 1 to 1128 and encodes 375 amino acids. The record is from RefSeq and is a predicted model, not a curated record. Lineage: Eukaryota; Evosea; Eumycetozoa; Acytosteliales; Acytosteliaceae. Gene Ontology annotation, molecular function: ATP binding; mRNA binding; RNA helicase activity. Gene Ontology annotation, cellular component: nucleolus; catalytic step 2 spliceosome. The transcript has 3 exons.